GUGACGAGACCCACGACUACAAGGUGCAUAUCUGGAAUUUGACCCGCGGUCAAAAAUUCUACGAGAUUCUCUCCGCGCAAGCUCCACCAAUGUCACAGGACCAAGCUGCAUACAUAGCCAAGGCUGAUUUAUUUCGUCGACACAAGAACGACCACAUUCUGAAGCUGAACGAAGCACUCGAGAACCAGGUCCAGGAGGCGAUUACCCUACGUAAUUGUAUGAUGGAUCAGUGGAAAUCACAACCCACACCAGGUAACGCCCGAAAAUUGGAUAUCGCCAACACCAACUUGCAGCAUUUCAGAAUCUGCAAUACACCCUGCCAAGAACCGCGUGAACUCCUCACCCCACGCCGGUAUUUGAGGGAGCUUAUGGAUAACCAACUAUACUACGCACACCUGGAACCCGAUGCGCAAUUUAAGUUGUGGAAAAAGGCAUACGACAACGACAAGAACAUCACCACCAAUAUGAUGUGGGUUGCAAAAGAUGCCAUCGAUAUCCCGGCCACCAUGAACUCUGCGGGUGAAGUGCUCAGGGUGUACUUCGCCACAUAUGCGUAUCUUGUCUCAAUGGCCUACAACAACAAAAAAGACGAGAUUCUUUUAACCAAUGUUAUGAGAGAGAAAGGUUACCCAGCGCACAUUGUCAAACUUCAGACGCGUCAAAAGUUCUGCGACAUUGUGUAUCCAGGCCUCGCAAAUUGCAAUGCCAAGUACUGUGGGGGAACAGAAGGGCUUGACCUACUCCGGGUUCCUGUGAGUCCUGUGAUUCCUGUCUCAGCGUCUUUGCGGCCCCCGGCCAAGGAGGUUCUCCGGCAAGGAGGGAUCAGCUUGCCCGACUGGAACAUCAAUUGA
Messenger RNA from Periconia digitata, 851 nucleotides. Lineage: Eukaryota; Fungi; Ascomycota; Dothideomycetes; Pleosporales; Periconiaceae. The record is from the annotation of a GenBank genome assembly.